Fraxinus pennsylvanica is the source of this 429-nucleotide messenger RNA. Lineage: Eukaryota; Viridiplantae; Streptophyta; Magnoliopsida; Lamiales; Oleaceae. The record is from the annotation of a GenBank genome assembly.
AUGAACAAAAAAGAUUGUGAGGUAAAUUUAGUGCAAGUUAAAGCUGUAGUCUCGAUAAAGCGAGUCGUUCGUGAAUUGGUCAAAAUAUGGUGCACAAAGCAAGAAGCUAGCGUCCUCAACAUUGAUAUGAAGGCUAAUAUAUGCUGUGUAAAAUAUAAUCCUGAGUCUAGCCUAUAUGUUGCGGUUGGCUCUGCAGACCAUCACAUCCACUAUUAUGAUUUAAGAAACACCUGCCAGCCAAUUCACGUGUUCAGUGGCCAUAAAAAAGCCGUUUCGUAUGUAAAUUUUUUGUCCAACAAUGAGCUUGCUUCUGCAUCAACCGACAGCACUCUUCGAUUAUGGGAUGUCAAAGAAAAUUUGCUUGUUCGUACAUUUAGAGGGCACACAAACGAGAAGAAUUUUGUUGGUCUUACAGUAACGCAUAUGUAG